CCCCCAUUUAGCAAUUUAUAAUAAUAAAUUUAAUAUAGACCGUCCUUGUAUCACCGAAGCCCAGCCCAGCCCAGCCCAGCCAAUUUAUAAUAUUGACUUAUUGUUAAUCUCCUAACUGUGUAGUACAAAUGUACAAUGGGUUUUUAAAGUCAAAGUUGUACUACAAAUCUGGAGAUUGUAUGAUCGCCACACAAAUUAAACUGGAGUUAAAUUAAUGAAUAAAAUAAUAUAAAUGUAAUAUCAACUGAUGAAGACAUUCAUUCAUGCAAACAGGCAUAUGAUAUCCAUGUUUUAUAGACUUGUAGACAUUGAGAGGGGACAGAGGUAGAAGUGGAAUAAGGAGAUACAAUGACUUUGAUCUGUUCUCUCAUAUCUCUCAAGUCAACUUGUUUUGUUAUAAUCCUUACACUCAUUCUUUCUCUCCAAUUCAUCUUGAUCGACGGCCAUGGAGGCAUUAGUCAUAAUGAUCACGAUGAUGGCCCAGUCAGUCACGACGACUCCAGUAAGAAGAACGAUUCGAGGAAUCUCAUCAUAGUAAAAAUAUGGUGUCUAGUGAUAUUCUUAGUUAGUACUUUUGCAUUUGGAGUCUCCCCUUAUUUCUUACGAUGGAAUGAGAACUUUCUCGUUCUUGGGACUCAGUUUGCAGGAGGAGUCUUCCUUGGAACAUCAAUGAUACAUUUCUUAAGCGAUGCCUCUUCUGUUUUUAAGAAUCUCACAUCCCUUGAAUACCCAUUUGCUUUCAUGUUAGCUUGUGCUGGAUACGUCCUUACCAUGUUUGGGGAUUGCAUAGUUAUGUAUGUUGCCAAGAAAAGCGCCGGGAAGAAAAGGGUGGGUGUAGAAGGAAAUAGAGAUGAGGAGCAGCCAGAGAAAGAUGAAGAGGUGGAGCAUAGCCCAAUCUUCAUAAGCACUGCAUCAGUUGGGAACACCGUUCUUCUCAUAGUCGCUCUUUGUUUUCAUUCAAUUUUUGAGGGCAUUGCUGUUGGUAUUGCAGAUAAUGAAGGAGAUGCAUGGAAGAAUUUAUGGACAAUAACACUACACAAAGUUUUCGCGGCAAUUGCAAUGGGGAUUGCCCUCUUAAGAAUGAUUCCAAAGCGGCCAUUUGUGGCAACUGUGGCCUACUCUUUCGCCUUUGCGAUAUCGAGCCCUAUUGGUAUAGGGAUUGGCAUAGCCAUUGAUGCAACAACUGAGGGUCGGGUAGCUGAUUGGACUUACGCCAUUUCUAUGGGAUUUGCAACUGGGAUAUUCAUCUAUGUUGCUAUUAAUCAUCUCAUUUCUAAAGGGUAUAAGCCACAUUCCUCUUGUUACUUUGACACACCGUUUUAUAGGUUCUUUGCUGUUCUUCUCGGGGUUACUGUCAUUGCAGUUGUCAUGAUUUGGGAUUAAGUAUUCGCAGAAGUCAUACCACCACGUACAGCAGUAAAUAUUUUUCAUCUAAACUUUCUUCAUUGUUGAGCUAAUCAAAGCAAAUUUCACGUUAAAAACUUUGUUUUGUUGUUUAGAUGCUUUAAACUAUUACAUGUUUGUUCA
Messenger RNA from Spinacia oleracea (spinach), 1527 nucleotides. RefSeq names its product zinc transporter 1. Gene Ontology annotation, molecular function: zinc ion transmembrane transporter activity. Gene Ontology annotation, biological process: zinc ion transmembrane transport. The record is from RefSeq and is a predicted model, not a curated record. NCBI's taxonomy places the organism in Eukaryota, Viridiplantae, Streptophyta, Magnoliopsida, Caryophyllales, Amaranthaceae. The transcript has 2 exons. The coding region runs from base 349 to 1383 and encodes 344 amino acids. Gene Ontology annotation, cellular component: membrane.